UUAUUUCCCAGGAUUCCAUGCUUUGUUUACAAACGUCAAAUCAGUCCAUGUAUAAUGAUGCAUUCGGUAGUUCUUUUGCUACAGAGUUUAUGUCCGGAUGCGGAAGAAGUGAGGUUGUGAGGCAGCGGUGUGCGCUGUAAUCAGUGUGGUCCUGGAGCAUGCACUCGAUUGUGGAGGUUAAAGGCAUAAAAUCUGGAUAUCGUUGUGGAUACUGUAACAACUUAUUGGGGAAAGUGUCCUAUGGUAUGUGGGCCCAUUCAUUGACAGUCCAGGACUACCAAGACCUCAUUGACAGGGGAUGGAGACGAAGUGGCAAGUAUGUUUACAAGCCUUUCAUGAGCAAGACCUGCUGUCCACAGUACACUAUCAGGUGCCAUGCCUUAAACUUUCAUCCUUCAAAGACACACAAGAAGAUCUUAAAGAAGAUGACAAAGUUCCUGUCGAAAGGGGAGAAGCCAGCUGCCCGUGAUGCUGGCUGCGAUGGUGAGCAGAUGGACUCCAUUUUUGAAGAAGUAGGGGAAGUUCCUCUGGUGGAGCCUGUGAAAAUCAUGCACACUCAGGUGGAGAAUCCCAUCAUUUCCAGCGGUGUAGAGAAAGAUACCGAUUCCAAACCAUCAACAUCUGAGACUUCAAGAGAGGAAACGGUGUUUCCGUCAGCAGGGAAAAGCCCACGAUUCGAGCCUAAACCAGGAGUGGGAGCGGACCCUUGCAAACCUCAGUGUCGCAAAGCAAAGGAUAUCCGGAAAGAGCGCAGACUACAAAAGGAGCAGAAGAAGCAGCAAGAUGGAGGAAGCAUUUCGACAAACCCUAAGCCUGCUACAGCAACGCCAGCGUCCGGUCAACCCAAACCACUAGAAGAAUUCAUUACCGACUCGCUGCCUGACGACCCUCUUCAUCGUUUAGAGGUGAGGCUAGUGCCGGUCAGCUUUGAGGACCCUGACUUCUUGUCAUCGUACAAGCAGUCAGUGGAGCUGUUUGCCCGUUACCAGAUGGCCAUUCAUGACGACGAUCCAGUCGAAUGUGAUGAAAGCCAGUUUAAGAGGUUCCUGUGUGACUCACCACUAGAGGCGGAGACGUCUCUUGAUGGGCCCGAAAUGGGCUACGGCUCUUUCCACCAGCAGUACUGGCUGGACGGACGCAUCGUAGCUGUGGGUGUCAUCGACAUCCUGCCCAACUGCGUCUCCUCAGUCUACCUCUACUACCACCCGGACUUCGCUUUCCUCUCACUCGGCUCCUACUCUGCUCUCAGGGAGAUUGCCUUCACGAGGCAUUUGCAGAAGCAGUCACCCAAGCUUUCCUACUACUACCUGGGAUUUUACAUCCAUUCAUGCCCCAAGAUGCGCUACAAGGGUCAGUACCUGCCUUCAGACCUUCUGUGCCCGGAGACGUACACAUGGGUGCCCAUAGAGAAAUGCGUCCCCCGCCUUGAAACCUCAGCCUACUCCCGCCUCCAUGAUGACGCCCGUGCAGGUGAUGUUCGUGCACUUAAAGAUCUUGGUCGUGUUCUGGUGCUGCACAAGAGGACAGUCAUGCCUUAUGCUGCCUACUCACGAAAAAGGAAAGGCUGCAACGACGAGAAGGAGGUGGAGCAGUACGCAAGACUGUUGGGCCAGACAUGUGCCGAGAGAAUACUGCUCUACCGCUCUUAACCCGUUCUCUUAUUUAGCUCCACUAGUCUAAUGGUGUUGGUAGUCUACCGUUAGUCUAAUGGUGUUGAUUUGGCCUUUUUAUUCUCUCAUUGUAUUGUCUUAAAGCUUAAAGGAUUCGUAUAGCUCUAAAGCCCCUCUCUAUGUUUUGUUUGAACCCUCGUAACGUUAUUGACCACAUUCACAAACUAUAACUGUGUGUAAUCAACCUCACAAUAAUAUACAACUCACAAUGUAGAAUCGAUAUAAAUGAUUGAAGACUCUGUGACAUGCUUAGCUCUAAUUCUGAGGUCCACACCACUAUGAGAGCUACCAAAGACACAAACUAAGCAAACGAAGAAGAAGUGUGUUUGUUUUAACUGCUAGAAUGAACUACCAAAAAAAUAGAAUGUCUUGUGUGCCACACUGGAGGACUAACCUCAGAAUUAAGGGUUUAAAGGCUCAUGUUAGAUCAUCAGCACAUUCUGGAGCCAUGGAAGUUACACCUUAUCUUCUGUUUUUUAUUUCCAUGCCACUUCAAACACACAAAUAAAAUCAUUUAUGCUCA
Molecule: messenger RNA, 2193 nt
Organism: Tachysurus vachellii
Lineage: Eukaryota; Metazoa; Chordata; Actinopteri; Siluriformes; Bagridae
Product: arginyl-tRNA--protein transferase 1
Exons: 13
Coding region: 159-1649 (496 amino acids)
Biological process (GO): protein arginylation
Cellular component (GO): cytoplasm
Molecular function (GO): arginyl-tRNA--protein transferase activity
Source: RefSeq, a predicted model, not a curated record